Molecule: messenger RNA, 1927 nt
Organism: Anarrhichthys ocellatus (wolf-eel)
Lineage: Eukaryota; Metazoa; Chordata; Actinopteri; Perciformes; Anarhichadidae
Product: neuropeptide Y receptor type 1-like
Exons: 3
Coding region: 254-1477 (407 amino acids)
Biological process (GO): G protein-coupled receptor signaling pathway
Cellular component (GO): plasma membrane; neuron projection
Molecular function (GO): neuropeptide Y receptor activity; neuropeptide binding
Source: RefSeq, a predicted model, not a curated record
UUGAUUCUCAGUGUUAUGUUGUUCUGUCCCUGGCAGUGAAACACUGAUGCUGAUGCCAAGGAAAAAAUAGGACAACAUCUUUAAUGUGAAUCUUCAGUGAAUCCUUCAUCUGCAGCCAAUUGAUGAAAACACCAGAGUACUGAAGAAGACUUGUUUCCUCUUCAUCCUUCUUCCUGAUCUGAUUCCUCUCAUUGUAGAAGAGAAGUUCAUCGUCAGCCUCGGGGCUUUGGUCCUGCCCCCCCUCCUCCCUGAAAUGUCCAACGACAGCGGCCACUUUGAUGUCUGGGAGGCCUCUGAUUGGACGGACAGCUCUCAGUGCCUGCCCUCGGUGGGCGGAGCCACUUUCUUAAUCGUGGCGUACAGCGCUGUUAUUGCAAUCGGGUUGCUAGGCAACGCCGGCCUGGUGUUCAUCAUAGCCCGGCAACAGGAGUUACGCAACGUCACAAACAUCCUGAUCGCCAACCUGUCGUGUUCAGAUAUCCUGAUGUGUGUCGUGUGUCUUCCUGUUACCAUCAUAUACACACUGAUGGACCGCUGGGUGCUGGGAGAGGCCAUGUGUAAGGUGACUCCCUUCGUUCAGUGCACCUCGGUGACCGUCUCCAUCUUCUCUCUGGUGCUGAUCGCUCUCGAGCGUCACCAGCUGAUCCUUCAUCCCACAGGCUGGUCCCCGGCGGCCGGACACUCGUACCUGGCCGUAGGGUUGACGUGGCUGGUGGCUUGUUUCAUCUCUCUGCCUUUCCUCUCCUUCAACAUCCUCACUAACGACCCCUUCAGGAACAUCAGCCUGCCCGCCAACCCCUUCAGUGACCAUCUGGUCUGCAUGGAGCUGUGGCCGUCAGAUAACCACCGUCUCUCCUACACCACCUCUCUGCUGCUCUUCCAGUACUGCCUCCCUCUGCUGCUGGUGCUCCUCUGCUACCUCAGGAUCUUCCUCCGCCUGAGGCGACGCAGGUCUGAUUUGUGUUAUUACAUCAAGAUAAAGUGUUUAUUUCUAUACGUGGAUUCAUGGUGCCGUAGCUCUGCUGUGAUAUUUCCCAGUGCCUCGUCUGACCGGCGUCCUGCUGUGUUCAGGGACAUGCUGGAGCGCAGCAGGAGGACUCAGGGAGCCCAGAGGAUCAACAUCAUGCUGUUAGUUAUCGUCGUGGCCUUCGCUCUGUGCUGGCUGCCGCUGAACAUCUUCAACACACUGUUUGACUGGCACCAUCAGGCUCUACCCGACUGCCAGCAUGACGCCGUCUUCUCCGCCUGCCACCUGACGGCGAUGGCUUCCACCUGCAUUAACCCCGUAGUGUACGGCUUCCUGAACAGCAACUUCCAGAGGGAGCUGAAGCUGACGCUGCAGCGCUGCCGGUGUGGCCACCGGGCGGCAGAGAGCUAUGAGAGCUUCGCUCUCUCCACCGUGGGCAGUGACGGCACCACGAAGACCACCUCGCUCACCAGACCUCAGAUCAGCUCAAUACCAGCUCACUCCUCAUGAGGAGGACCAGACAAUGUGUGGUCACCACACACUGUCUGUAGAGGUGUAGCUCACCUCUAUGUUCCUCCCAGAGGAACAUAGAGGUGAGCUAUGAUUUGACCUGCUCAGAGUCAAACGGAUCAUUUAAAUCAGACGGACGGGUCGGAACAGGAAAUGAUGAGUCAGCUGAUGAAGCUUCAAGUCCAGAAUAAACAAAGUAAAACCUUGUAAAUGGACUCAUUGAGGGACACAACAGGGUUCUAUAUAUGCACUUGAUACCAUGCUAACAGGCUAAAGAGGCUAAAGCUAACAGGCUAAAGAGGCUAAAGCUAACAGGCUCCAGGUCAAAGGAGUUUGCAUCAUCACCAGUUAAUGAUCUAGAAGAAAUAAACUGUUAUUUUGCUAGAGUUAGGUUAGUUCUAAUAUUAUAUAUAUAUUAGUGCUGGGCAACGAUUACAAUUUUUAAUCGCG